Messenger RNA from Miscanthus lutarioriparius, 1689 nucleotides. Lineage: Eukaryota; Viridiplantae; Streptophyta; Magnoliopsida; Poales; Poaceae. The record is from the annotation of a GenBank genome assembly.
AUGGCGGCGCUGCACAGCUGGCGCAAGGCGUACGGCGCGCUGAAGGACACCACCACCCUCAGCCUCGCCAACCUCAACUCCGACUUCAAGGAUCUGGAUGUCGCGAUCGUGAGGGCCACCAACCACGUGGAGAGCCCGCCCAAGGAGCGCCACCUGCGCAAGAUUGUGGCGGCGACGUCCAUCGCGAGGCCACGGGCGGAUGUCGCCUACUGCAUCCAUGCGCUUGCCCGGCGACUCGCCAAAACCAGGAACUGGAUUGUUGCUCUGAAGACACUUGUAGUGAUCCAUAGGCUUCUUCGGGAAGGUGAUCCUGCAUUCUGCGAAGAGUUUCUAACAUUUACUCAGAGAGUGCGGAUUUUGCAGCUAUCAAACUUCAAGGAUGAUUCCAGCUCAGUUGCUUGGGAUUAUUCUUCAUGGGUUCGCACAUACGGUUUAUUUUUGGAGGAAAAACUAGAAUGCUUCAGGGUCUUGAAGUAUGACAUUGAAGCUGAGCGUUUAUCAAAGCAAGGUCAAGGACCUGAAAAGGGCCACAGUAGAACUAGGGAAUUGAAUUCUCAGGACUUGCUGGAGCAAUUGCCAGCACUGCAGCAAUUGUUAUAUCGACUUAUUGGCUGUCGGGCAGAAGGAGCUGCAAAUAACAAUUAUUUGGUGCAAUAUGCUCUAGCCCAGGUUCUUAAAGAAAGCUUCAAAAUUUAUUGUGCAAUAAAUGAUGGAAUUAUCAACCUUGUUGACAAGUUCUUUGAGAUGCCAAAGCAUGAAGCACUAAAAGCCCUUGACAUUUACAGGAGGGCUGGCCAGCAGGCUGGAAACCUAUCUGACUUCUAUGAAAGUUGUCGGGGUUUAGAGCUCGCAAGAAAUUUCCAGUUUCCCACUUUGAGGGAGCCACCACAAACAUUCCUUUCAACCAUGGAGGAGUAUGUGAAGGAGGCUCCACGUAUGAUGCCAGUUAUAGAGCCACUGGAGCUUCCUCAGCGGCUUCUUCUGACGUACAAACCAGAAGAAGAAGAAGAAGAAGUUCGUGAGCCUGUUCCUAUUGUAGAGGAGAAACUCCAAGUUGUUGAAGAACCUGCUCCAGUUCCUUCUUCCCAAAUAGCUUCUCCUCCCAAGCCUGAGAUUGCAGAUACUGGUGAUUUACUGGGGUUAGGUGAUUCAACCCCUACUGUGCCGGCAAUAGAGGAGAGCAACGCUUUGGCCUUAGCAAUUCUUCCGACAGGUGUUGAUAAUUCAACAACAACUACACAGCAAGAUAGAGGAUUUGAUCCAACAGGAUGGGAACUUGCUCUUGUUACUACAAGCAGCAACAUGACUCCACUGUCUAUGGAGAGUAAUUUGGGUGGUGGAUUUGACAAGCUCACAUUGGACAGCCUAUACGAUGAUGGAACCUACAGGCAGAUGCAGCAACAACAGCUAUACGGCUCAGCCCCUCCCAAUCCCUUCAUGGCAAGCGAUCCGUUCGCCGUGUCAAAUCAAGUAGCUCCCCCACCGUCAGUUCAAAUGGCAGCCAUGGCUUCACAGCCCCAGCAUUUGCCCAUGAUGAUUGAAGCAAAUCCCUUCGGACCACAGCAGCAUCACGCGUGCAUCGCUCCUGCAGCAAACCCCUUCCUCGACGCCGGGUUCGGUGCGUUCCCGGCAGUAAAUGGAAUGCAUCCACAGACCAACCCCUUCGGAGGCGCCGCACAACUUCUCUAG